AUGGAUGAAGCUAAAUUUCUAAAAAGGAAGGUAAGAUCUGGGACAUUAGACGUUCAUCCGACAGAAAAAGCUCUGGUGGUAAAUUACGAUGUUGAAGCACUGAUAUUGGGUGAAUUGGGAGAUCCUAUGCUUGGCGAUCGCAAGGAGUGUCAAAAAAUAAUCAGACUUAAAAGUUUAAAUGCGGAUACAAAUGUUUCCCUCUUAGCCAAAGAGGUGAUUGAGAAAUGUUCGCUGAUACAUGAAUCAAAGUUGCGCGAAGUUGAGCAAUUAAUUUAUUAUUUACAAAAUCGUCGGACCAACGAUACCAGUAUAGGUAGUGAAAGCAAUUCUCAGCCGUCAAGACCAACAUCGUCAAAUUCGGUGAUCACGGAAAAUAGCGAAGUUGAACGUGCAGUAAUUAGUAAUGUCGACGGCUACAUUGAGUUAUUAUACGAAGAAAUACCUGGCAAAAUUAAAGGUUCCUCAUUAAUAUUGCAAUUAGCCAGGAUACCUGAUAAUCUUCUGGAAUUGACAAAAAAUGAAUCAUUAUUAAGUGCGUUAGCCAGAGUCCUAAGAGAAGACUGGCGACGCAGCAUAGAAUUAUCUACGAAUAUCAUUUAUAUCUUCUUCUGUUUCUCUACAUAUAGCCAGUUUCACAAUAUCGUGCUUGAAUACAGGAUCGGUUCUCUGUGUAUGGAUAUAAUCGAUUUCGAAUUACGUCGCUAUGAACAGUGGAAAGAGGAUAUGGAGAAACGUCGAAAGUACUUCGAGAGUACCACCGGUUUAACAUUUUUCCCAACUGGGAAUAACGACAACUGCGAUAGGAAGAUUAAGAUUAUCGACGAUAUCUGGAACAUGGAAGGUCCGUUAGAUUACGAACUCAAGAGACGUUCCGCGGAGGCAUCCAUAACCGUGUCUGAAAGCGACGUUAAGAAGCUAAAAGAGGAGCUCGAGAAGAGUCGAAAGAAAUUCAAGAGCUUAACCAAAAAACAGGAACAACUGCUGCGAGUAGCGUUUUAUCUGCUUCUAAAUAUCGCCGAAAACGCUAUGGAAGUUGAGAGAAAAAUGCGCAAGAAGAAUGUCAUCGGUAUGUUGAUCAAAACGUUAGAUAGAUCAAACACGGACUUGUUAAUAUUGGUCGUCACAUUCCUGAAGAAACUAUCCAUCUUUCGCGAGAAUAAAGACCUCAUGGUGGAAGAGAAUAUUAUAGAUAAAUUACCGAGACUUCUGCAAAAUAAUAAUGCAGAUCUUGUUUUGAGUACAUUAAAGCUGCUGUUUAAUCUCUCUUUCGACGCUAAGCUGAAAGCACGAAUGAUUAGAGUUGGCAUGUUACCAAAAUGGAUAAAAUUGCUUGGUCAAGCUGAUAUUAAAAGUAAAAGCACAAUUCUGGGACUACUCUAUCACGCCAGUAUGGACGAUAAAGUGAAAGCGAUGUUCACAAAUACGGAUUGUAUUCCGAUGAUAACCAACAUGAUAUUGGUCUCCGAAGACGAUCAUAUCAGAUCCGAGCUGAUAGCUCUCGGUAUAAAUUUAGCCAUUAACAAUAAGAACGCGCAGUUGAUGGUGGAGAACAACCGUUUACAAGGUCUCAUAAAAACUGCGUUUAGAAAUCAGGAUUCCCUUAUAAUGAAAAUGAUCAGAAAUAUAUCUCAGCACGAAUCGACCAAGGAGAACUUUGUCGAAUUUGUCGGUGAUUUUGCUAUGGCCUUGACGCAGUCUGACUCUCAGGACUUUAUAUUGGAAGUGAUCGGUGUGUUGGGUAAUCUGGAAUUGCCCGAUUUGGAUUAUUCGCAAAUCAUUCAACGCUGUAACCUCAUACCGUGGAUACGCAAUAAUCUAGUUCCAGGUAAGGCGCAAGAUGAUUUAGUACUCGAGGUUGUCAUAUUUUUGGGUACUGCAGCUUACGACGAGGAUUGCGCUCGUCUGUUAUGUAAGGCUGACAUACUUCUCUCCCUUAUUGAACUUCUUAAAGCCAAACAGGAGGACGACGAAAUGGUCUUGCAAAUCAUCUAUGUGUUUUAUCAAAUCGCGAAGCACGAUUCGACGCGAGAUUAUUUAAUUCGGGAGACUGGUAAUGAAGCCCCCGGAUACUUGAUCGAUCUAAUGCACGAUAAGAAUCCUGCAAUUAGAAAAGUCUGUGAUACGUGUCUAGAUGUCAUUGCUAUGUGCGACAAGAAUUGGGCGGCGCGUAUAAAGGUGGAAAAGUUCCGUUCGCACAAUCAGCAAUGGCUGGAAAUGGUUGAAUCUACAGCGACAGAUUCGGCUACUCACUUGUUACCGGACGACGAUGACAGUCUGUCUCCAUUUAUGAGCGGUGAUCUGUUGAAACACACCAUACUAUUUCCCUCUGGUAAUUCGGCGUCAUUUAACGCAGACGAUGGAUUUUCAAUUAUGAAAAACUCAUCAGAAUCGUCUGAGAACCCUAGUCGACCAGUUAGUAGGUAUCGAGAUCUUGACGAAAUAGGCGAACUCAUGGCACGUUCUAAGUCUCGCAUGUCCAUUGGUUCAGGUAUAGAGGAUUUAUAUUACAAUUCUAGAAUGAAAUUCACUGACUCAGAUAGCUCCCACGUAUUAAUAUAAAGAUUAAUGCAAACGUUUCGGUGUAGAUACACGACUUGUCGAAAAGAUUCCCCCUAAGAUAUUUUACAUUAUAUACGAACAUCCAUAUAUAUGUGUUUGACGUGAAAGAAACGAAAGCGUUUGCUACUAUUUGCAAAGACAUGCCUGCUUAAACCGAAGAUUUUAUUAUACACACACACACAUACAAUAGACUGCUUUGAUCUCGUAUAGUCAAGUUACAAUUUUAGUGCCUUUUAUUUUUAUACGUAUAUUGAUUUAUUUAUGAGCAUCAGCUUUACACUGGUGCAUAGCUUUUAUUGCGUUGCAAGAUGAUUGAUAGUAUCGAUUAAGUCUAUUCAGAUCUCUCUUUUAUCUUGUGAUAGGCUUCAGGCAGUCGGGAUAGUGUUAUAUGUGGUUAAAUGUGAAAUUAGUAUUAUUAUAGCUCGGAGGUGUCUCUCGUAGAAUUUAUAUAUCGUUAAUAUAAAUUAAUGAACGAGACAAGUGGUGUAUGAAAAAAUUACCGGGUAAUUUAUAAUAACGAUAGAGGGACGAUAUUAUCUGAGGCGGUAUCUCUUUUUUUAUUCGUUGAAUACAAUAAACUGUGCAAUAAAUUACAAGAAUAUUGACACAACUUCGAUAUUUAUAUGUAUACGUAUACGUUUUUUAACUU
Molecule: messenger RNA, 3208 nt
Organism: Dinoponera quadriceps
Lineage: Eukaryota; Metazoa; Arthropoda; Insecta; Hymenoptera; Formicidae
Gene: Kap3
Product: kinesin-associated protein 3
Exons: 16
Coding region: 1-2559 (852 amino acids)
Biological process (GO): microtubule-based movement; cilium organization
Cellular component (GO): axoneme; kinesin II complex; ciliary transition zone
Molecular function (GO): kinesin binding
Source: RefSeq, a predicted model, not a curated record